This is a messenger RNA of Trametes versicolor FP-101664 SS1, 1508 nucleotides long. RefSeq lists its product as uncharacterized. The coding region runs from base 465 to 746 and encodes 93 amino acids. Lineage: Eukaryota; Fungi; Basidiomycota; Agaricomycetes; Polyporales; Polyporaceae. The transcript is spliced from 12 exons. The record is from RefSeq and is a predicted model, not a curated record.
CCACUGCGCGUUGACCCGCCCUCGAUCGAUUUCCACGCGGUAUCCAGGAUCGCGCAACGUAAAGAUCGACCCUCGACUGUGCAAAGUCGCCUGCACCGCAUGGUUCGCUGCGCACUGCCACAUCUACGUUAGCUGCUCUCAGCAAGCCGCCCAUCAUCGGUCUUCUAUAGGAAUUCUGGACACCCAAUGGAGCACGAGGAGCGGACGCGCCCGCGAUCGUACCGUGCUACCACUAGUCGUCCGCGUUUUUUGGGUACUUAGUGGCGACGGUGUCAUGUCCUGCUCGUCAGUGUACUCGGGCCGUAUAAGACGGCUCCUUCGUCGUUCUCUUCCGCUAUCUCAGUGGCUUGAUUCACCUCACAUCCUGACGACGAUCACCGCACCAAUAUAUAGCCCACUCCUCCCUCGGCCGUUGGUUUUGAGCUCGCUCUGACUCACAAAUAUCGCGAGUAAACGCUGUCAAAAUGAGCUCGACUUCAACGGACGAAGCCGCAGAGAUCGCCGCAUACAUCGCCGCCUUGGAAUUCAACUCAGUGCAGCUUUACUGCGUCGCCAGCGCCAUCGCCCUGCUCGUCUACCACUACAUAACAACGCUCGACCUCGAGUACACGCACUUCUGGGCGAAGCGCAGGUUCGGCGUCGCCUGGGCCCUCUUCCUCGCCAACCGCUACCUCCCGCUCGUCGCAUACAUCUACCAGGCACCGUGGUGGCCGGUCACCUUUGAUCCUACGCGGUUUCAGCAAUAGUCAUCUCGCAAUACAUCCUCGAAUUCUCACAGUACGCCCUCUGGUGUAGCCAUAGCGUACCUGCGAGUACACGCGCUCGGGAAGAGCCGGGCGCUCUCCAUUCUCGUCCUAGUCCUCGCGCUCGUCCCCGUCGUAUUCGACAUCGUGCUGCUGACGUACAUGCACCCCGCGAUCGACCCCGCCGCGGGCUGUCUCCUCGACUCAAGCCGCGUCCCAUUCGAGUUAUACGAAAUGUGUUGACGUCCUGUCCUACACUGCCUGGGUGCUCUCCGAGGCUAUCGUCGUCGGGGUCACGCUCGCCGCGACGCGGCACCACAAAAGCCUCGCAGGCGCGCUGGGCCGCGGGCAGAGGUCGCUCUCCGCCGUUCUCUUCCGUAAUGGCCUCAUUUACUUCGUGACGCUCACGGUGCUCAACAUCACCCAACUCAUCGUCAACGUCAUCUCGAUUGUACGGCCGAGUACUGGAAUCAACCUAGUCAGCUCCAUGUUAAGCUUCAUCGCACCACUCACCUCCAUCCUCCUCACGCGAUUCUAUUUCGACCUGCAAGAGACCGCCUCCCCGCCCUCACGUUCAGCCGGCGCCGCAUUGCCCGGCUGGUCACGCACCACGGGCGACCUCGACUUCUCGCUCGGGGCGCACACUCUUGUGUUCGCAGGGGAGUCUGCAUCCCACUCAGGCGGCCAGACGGAAUCGAACACCAGCAGCAGCCCCAGUGGGAACGUCUCGCGGGACUUGCCAGGCGUGCAUGCAAUCGAGCUCGA